GGAAACGUAUUUUUCUUAUAUUUUGUUGUGUUUGGUGCAUUGACUGAAUUUAUUUAAUUACUUCUAUUUAUUAUUCCCUGUGGAAUUUGUGUAUUAACAUUUUUAUUUAUAGUCGGUAUCUGUAUUAUAUUAGUGAGCACUAUGAGAUACCGGUUAUAAAAGUCUUCCUGUGAAAACUUAGCUUGAUAUUUCUGUUAUUUGACUGACGCCGCAGAUUUCUAGCUUUGUUUCCUGCUAUUCUGACGUAAAACGAAAAUAUAGCUAGUGCCUAUCCAGCUCAAUGGAAUGUGGGGAUACAUAAAAUGGCAAAAUUGAUGAAUUGGCCGGAAAUUGGCGCGAGAUCAGAGGACAGUGCGUAUGCGGUGACUUGCGGCUGGUCGUCCCCACUUCGCUGCUGCUUGCAGCAAAUAAAACAGAGUUGUCGAUCGUGGACCCGAAUCGUCGCUCGACAGAACAACCAGCCUGUUGCUCGGACCGUACCCAUGAUAGCACUCCCUUUAUGAACGAAAUGGACGAAAUAUCAUUUUGGAUCAACACCAAGAGAGCUCCUUGCCUCUUUUACAUUGACAGUGUAAGCAGCUCCAAGCCUGAAAGUAUUCAUAGUAUACCUGACAUACCGUUACCAUCUCCUAAAAAGAAGAAAAGAAAAUUAUCUAUUCUAGAUGACGAAUCUUCACUGUCAGAGAGACAACAAAACUUGUAUUUUGACACAUCACAGAUUAAAAAUCAACCUGUAAAUGGUUGUGCAUCAAGUUCUGAAGGUUCAGAUAUAGAUUUUAAUAUAAAGAAGUCCUCCAUUCAGGAUAAGAGAAAAAGGUGCAAAUUGCAAAGGUCUAGCCGCACUACAUUGCAUAAAAAGAAUAUAUUGGUCACUUCAACACCCAAACCACAAGUUCUUAGGAGAAGUUUGAGAAAGGUACAGAGUAGUCUGAACAAUAAUAGUCGACUGAACACAUCCUAUGAAAUUUUCAAUGGUUCUCAGGGUUACAAUAAUGGAACAGAUAUAGGGAAGAAAUCUGACAUGCAAUGUGGCAAUAUUGCCCAGAAACAGUGUGCUGGAGACCAAACUGUACCUCGAAAGUCCAAUCAGGAGAUAAUCCCCCGUGCGAUUGUGGCAAAUGACAAGUAUGAAGACCUCAGUGAUGUAUCAGGGUUCACAGCAAACUACAUCAGAUCCACAAAAAUACAUUCCAAAACUCCACGAAAAGUAAAAGCCAAGACUGCUAGGAAUUUCAUGAAGGAAUCACAUGAGACUCCUAAAGAAGAGUCAAGAAUGGUCAUUAGUGUAAAUAAAUCAAUUAACACUGGGAUACCCCAAGAGUCCGGACUCAACUGCAGCACAGAUUCCUCUCAGAAUGUGAUCAAUUUGGUCACAAUAAAGAAUAACUCUAAAACAGAAAAAGCUGACAAAGGCACUUCAUUGCUAAAAUUUGUUGACAACAAGAAUGAGGAUACCCUGGAUUGCAGUAAGGAGACUCAUGAAUCAUCGUUUUCCAAGACCAACACAUCAAGAUAUCCCAAACGAAAUAAAACCAUUAUAAAUCUGGUGACUAUAAAUGAGAAACCUAAUGUUGAUAAAAGGAAAACAGGGAACCAUAAUACAUGUAAUAACUCGGAUCUGAAGGAGAAUCCUGAGAAGCUGUCCAGAACACGAAGUGGACGGACAUUAGCGCUGUCACUGAGGCAGAAAGAUAAUUCUGUCUUAGUAGUAAAUAACUCGGAGAAGAAGAGUUCCACGGCAAGCAUAAAUGUGGGUAGUCCAGCAAUUGCAAUGAGAAGGAAAAGGACUCCGAGACGAACUCAAGUUAGGAACUCGGACAACUGCCGCUCACAGAGAGAGUCGAGAGAUAAGAGUGGGUUUGCUCAGUGCUUCUCUGACAGUGACGACAAUGAACCGAGGAAACAAAAGAAGUUCUUUUGUUAAUGGAUGAGAGAUAUAAUUGAAUUUGUGAUUUUGAAUGGUUAACAAGACUAUUUUGUUUUAACUAUUUACUGAUUGGGGACUAACAUCUUCCGUGUGGGACCAGUUACCCUGUAUUUUGUUUAUUCACUGCAGAUAAUGUGAUCACAAACUGUGUUUGCAAGCUGAGUGGUUGUGACCACAGUGGACUGCCUUAUAUGUACUGUCCACUCCUCUGUACAUAGUCCAUUCACCAAGGUUGAGGAUUUACAGGAUGAACUAUACUACACGGCCCGCAUAAUGUUUCAUUUAAAUGUGUAAAUAUCUUUUUGAAUUGAAGAGCCGUAUAUAUAUCAUUGAAAGUUCGACAGUAGUGAUAGUAUUAGAUCUGAUAUAGUUCCAACGCCCAUUAGUAUCUAACAUAUUAUAUUGUUGUGGUUGAUAUUACUAAAUCUAUUCAAUAAAUUAAAAACAUCAUAGAAAAGUCGGAAUAUGAAAUUAGAGAUUCUAAAAAAAAUAUCAGAAUUAUAUGUCUCUUAAUGUAUAGAAACUGAAUUGAUUUGCUUGUAUUUGUAGAUAAACAUGUUACAAUAACAAUACCCCAACAUAAUGGAAAUUUAGUUAUGAUUUAACUAAAAAUAAAUUAAAUAGAUAACUUUGGUAUAUUCUGAUAAGAACUUCAAAUUUCUAGCUGGCCAUAUUUAUAUAUAUAACUAUAUAUAACAAGCUUAUAAAUAUGGGUGAAUUUCAUAAGCGUUUGAACGCGGCGCGGCGAGUAGCGUUUCAUUAGUGUCUAAGAAUCUUUUUAAAAAAUUAAACAUUUAUAAAAUUUGCAUUGUACCAGUACGUACUUAUUUAUAAAAUAGGAUAAUUAAAUAAAUAACUGUGUAUGGUACAAUUUAAUAAACACUAAUGUCAUCCCGCGGCGGAAUUCAGAACGCUCAUGAAAUUCACCCAUAUAUGGUUAGUCUGUUCUAAAAUAUAACAUGUAGAUAUGUACUAUUUGUCCUGGCCAUUAGUUCUGUAAUGUCUGUCUGUAAUGUAACUAGUUGCCCAUUCUAUCUUCACAACUCUCAUUCACAUCAUUACUGAGUAUUGACUAUUAAUGAUAAGAAUUUACAUUACUAGCUUUAUACAAACACAUUGACGAACUAGCAUCGUCAAUGGAAUGGAUACAAUUAUAUUACUACGAUUAAGAUUUCGGGUAAUACAGGUCUAAGACUGAGGGAAGCGAUGGAAAAAUAUCUAAAACCGAAGAAUUAAUUAUCUUUAUAAAAUUGGCAAACAUACUUCAAUGGAUUAUGGACUUCACGCUAUUAAUUUUAAAGUCUAUUAUUCUGUAUUCUUGUCGCUUCCCUAGGUUUCGUUGACUAAAUAACCCUAAUUAACACCAAUAUUACGUAUUAAAAAAUAUAAAUAUUUAUACAAUGCGACAAUGCAUUUCCUAAAAUAAUUGAAUGUAAUCAAUGUGAUCCAGAUACAUGUUAAAGUGGAUUAAUUUUUAACGUGCCAUGUUUUUAUUUAUUAUUUACCCGAUUGCGGCGGAGCCCGAAGGUAAUGUUUUACUAUAUGUUCCAUGACUAUGACAUAAUAUUACGUGUUAGAUACGUUUUAUUUUUAAUUAAGUUAGGUUUUGGUCCGUUUAGUUAUUUCUCUUGUAGUUCACGGGCCCAAUGCAGUACAAGAUCUACAUUCAGCCUAUUCUACUUCAAAUAAAUACGUGAUAAGUACAUAUUUAUUUGAAAUUGUAGGCAUGUUAUUUUUUCAUUUUCUUGAUCUAUGGUUAAGUCAUAAAAAAAUAUAUAUUUGAAAUUAGGUAUAUAUGUUUUUUUAUUCAUUUAAUAUAUUUAUUUAAUUAUAUCUUUAUGACUGUAUGCCCUUUGAUAAAUGCUAGCUUCGCGGAUAGAGGUGGAAUGACUGAACCGAUCAAGUGUUAUCCUACAAUUUGUUGUGUAAUAUUUUCGUGUAAUACACAUGCUUGUAUUUGGUAAUACGAAAGUAAAUCUAAUGUUAUACGCUUAAA
Messenger RNA from Plodia interpunctella (Indianmeal moth), 3923 nucleotides. RefSeq lists its product as uncharacterized. The record is from RefSeq and is a predicted model, not a curated record. The transcript has 2 exons. The coding region runs from base 500 to 1924 and encodes 474 amino acids. NCBI's taxonomy places the organism in Eukaryota, Metazoa, Arthropoda, Insecta, Lepidoptera, Pyralidae.